Messenger RNA from Symsagittifera roscoffensis, 2419 nucleotides. Its product is annotated as putative pre-mRNA-splicing factor ATP-dependent RNA helicase PRP1. Gene Ontology annotation, molecular function: RNA binding; helicase activity; ATP binding. Gene Ontology annotation, cellular component: intracellular anatomical structure. Bases 293 to 2419 code for a protein of 708 amino acids. The record is from RefSeq and is a predicted model, not a curated record. Lineage: Eukaryota; Metazoa; Xenacoelomorpha; Acoela; Convolutidae. The transcript is spliced from 6 exons.
AUGAGACUGCAUAAAAAUGAUAAACGAACAUACGCAGUUACAGCAGCAUUUUUACCAUUCAUGUUACCAUAUCUGUGAUUUGUAAUUCCACAUUUGGAGUUUAAGUUACAGUUACAGUUAGUUAAUUUCUUCGGAUUGCAACAUUUAUUCAGUCAAUUUUAGAUUAUUUGUGUUUUAUUACAAAAGUGCAUACGCUAUUUGCCUCUGCAGAUUUAAACUACAAAAAAUAAAGUUGAUCACCAUUCUGGAAUAACAAACAAAACAUUAGAUUUUGAUAACAUAUCUUUGCAAUAUGGCACACAGCAGCAGCCUCAGUGACUUCCAGGGCGUGCAGAAUCCUCCACAAGCCAGGCGGUUUCAAAGCAAUCAUAGCAGAAACAAUCGACGGAACCCCGCAACUUCUAUCGAUCAACAGAGAAGAGAACUGCCAAUAACGGAACGCAAGGCCGCAAUUUUGGACACAAUUCUUAAAAACCAGGUGGUGGUGUUACGGGGGGAAACUGGAAGUGGCAAAAGCACUCAACUCCCCCAGUAUUUAGUGGAUGACUUAGGGUGCCUGAAGGUCGCGUGCACACAGCCUCGUCGGGUGGCUGCCAAAUCCUUGGCGAAGCGGGUCGCCCAAGAGGUUGGAUCACCUCUUGGUACCAAGGUCGGCUAUCAAAUCCGACACGACAAGAAAGGUGACGACAGCACUCAAAUCAUGUUCAUGACCGACGGCAUUUUUCUACUCGAAUGUCUCAAAGAAGACAAUCUGCGAGACUAUUCGGCUAUUAUUCUUGACGAAGUGCAUGAACGAACUCUGAACAUGGACACCAUUUUUGGACUCGUCAAACAAGCUCUGAAAAAACGAACGGAUCUCAAGGUCAUUGUGACUUCCGCCACUAUGGAUUCCGGAAAGUUUGCAGAGUAUUUCGACAACGCUCCUUCGUACGAAAUUCCAGGUAGACAGUACGAUGUUCAGGUUUCUUACCUCGACCAGGAUGUAAUUCUCCGAAGCAUGACUCACCAAGUUGUCCAGAAGGUGGUUGGAAUCCACUGGGGAAACGAUCCUGGAGAUAUUCUGGCGUUCAUGACUGGAAAAGAGGAAAUCGAAGACGCUGCAGAAGAAAUACAGCAAGUGCUGCUCGGCUCACCAGCAACAGGCAUGAAUUACGUGAUUAUACAGCUGCACCGAGCAGUUGAUCGAAAUGAUAAUGAUCUUCUUUUUGAGCCUCCCUCGCCUCAAAGAAGAAAAAUCAUUCUUGCCACCAACAUAGCCGAGACUUCAAUCACAAUCGAUGGUGUCAAAUACGUGGUCGACUGCGGGUACGUCAAACAGAAAAAAUACGACCCCCGGACCAAAACAGACAGUCUGACUCCUGUUAAAAUAUCCAAAGCUCAAGCUAAUCAGCGAAAAGGUCGAGCCGGUCGAACACAACCAGGCGAGUGUCAUCGACUUUAUAGGAAAACGACCUAUGAGGGAUUUGACGAAAUAAACGUUCCAGAAAUUAUGCGGGUUCAGCUAAGCCAAGUAGUCUUGCUUCUGAAAUCGAUAGGUAUUUCAGACGUGCAGCGGUUUGAUUUCAUGGAUAAACCAAAUCUUGAUUCAAUCCGCGAAGCUGAGGCAGUUUUGGCACAACUGGAAGCGCUUGACCAGUCUGGAAACAUAACUUCAAUUGGGAGACGGAUGAUUGAGAUACCUUUGGAGCCGCAACUAGCAAAGAUUCUUCUAACGUCCAUUGACCUUGAAUGUUCUAAAGAGGUGAUCAUCAUUCUAGCCAUGAUCAAUAACUUCAGUCAGAAUUUAUUCUAUCGUCCCAGAAAAUUCCAGAAACAAGCUGACGCAGCAAAGAAGGCUUUGAGCCAGGCUGAAGGCGACAUGCUGACCUACUACGAGGUUUUCAAACAGUGGUUCAACAACGACUGUGACCCCCAAUGGAGCAGGCGCAACUUCGUGAAUCAACAAGCCCUCGAGGAGGCUCUAGAAGUAGAAAAGAACCUACAGUAUGUAGUCAGAAAAACGCACGGUGAAAUCCGAUCUUGUGGAAACGACCGCACUAAAGUGCAACAAGCUGUUCUCAGCGGGUUCUUCAUGAACCGGGCUAAACUUAUUCAGCAUUCGAAAAAAGGAAACCUUUACCGUCGUACAAAUAGUGACCUUGAGUCGGCGUAUAUCUCGCGCAAAUCGAGUCUGUUCACAUGUCCGCCCCAGUGGGUCAUAUUCCAGGAUAUGUUGACGUUAUGUAACGGUAACCAGAUGUGCAAUGUAACGGCCGUCCAACCAGAGUGGCUGCCCUGUCUGAAAGGCGACAUGCUGACCUACUACGAGGUUUUCAAACAGUGGUUCAACAACGACUGUGACCCCCAAUGGAGCAAGCGCAACUUCGUGAAUCAACAAGCCCUCGAGGAGGCUCUAGAAAGAAGAACUUACAGCAUGUAG